AUGGCCACCCGCGCACCAAUCGUUCAACCUACACUACCCGCUCAAUCCACUCAGCUUUGUGGCUAUUGUCACCAGAAACCCAAAUUCUCGAAUCACUUGUACUGUUCGAAAACUUGUGCAAGUCAAGCAGCGACACUCUGUAACCAUUGCCACAAGAAGCCAAAAUUCCCGAAUUUUGAAUAUUGUGGCAAGAACUGCGCUUCCCUGGCGAACCCCGGCGGCAAGACAGGUCCGGCGCAGGGACAGGCAACAGCAGGGAAAGCACCCACUUACCCCAAAGGCAGCGGGUUUAACGCCCCGAAGCAAGCGCCUCCUGCUUUCGACCCUGUUCAAAUCGCCAAAUUGGUUGUCCAGCAAAUUCCUCAAGUACAGGCUCUACUCGCGUCAAGUGCUCCCGGGAUCGCUACCCAGCUACCCGCGUCCCAGGCAGGGCUGGUAGCUGCGGUACAACCUGUACCAAACCCACAUUCCAACAACCCAUUCCUUAAUCUUACCAACCAGCCGGCCACUCAGGCUAUUCCGCAGGGUGUAACGAACGGUGUGACCUUGGCAGCUUCAUCGAACACGCUUCCCACCGCUCAACUUCAUAUUAGCACGCAGCCAGUUGCCGAUAAUAUUGAGUGCCUUAUCCCUGGCUGCGGGAAGCCUGUCCAUGUUGACGAAAAAGGAGUGAAAGCAAGUGAAUACUGUUCGAUGCGGCAUCGGGAGGAGGCAGUUACUUCGGGCCUCGUUUCACCAUGCAUUAUGUGCCUUGUCAUGCCGCAAAGCGAGACUGAUUACUUCUGCGGGAGAGCAUGCAGGGAGGAGUCAAUGAAUAAAUACCCGGACUCUGCCACGGGCUCUGACGAUUCAGAGUGA
Messenger RNA from Laccaria bicolor S238N-H82, 858 nucleotides. RefSeq lists its product as uncharacterized. Lineage: Eukaryota; Fungi; Basidiomycota; Agaricomycetes; Agaricales; Hydnangiaceae. The record is from RefSeq and is a predicted model, not a curated record. The transcript is spliced from 5 exons. Bases 1 to 858 code for a protein of 285 amino acids.